Clunio marinus is the source of this 1836-nucleotide messenger RNA. Lineage: Eukaryota; Metazoa; Arthropoda; Insecta; Diptera; Chironomidae. The record is from the annotation of a GenBank genome assembly.
AUGGGUGAAAAUAUUUUUCCAAAGGAGAGAAAAAAUUUCGGGAAGCAAUGUCUCUUUGUCGACAAAAGAUUUCUUAUGGUAGCAAUUCCACCAAAGCCUUACGAGUUUAAAGAUUAUAUUCAACGUAAUCCUGUAGAUGUAGGCACUCAAUUAAGCAAACAAUAUGCAUUUAGUGAAGCUAAUACCAUGUCAGCGACUUUUGAUAAAAAGGGAAUGUUUCAUACUGAAGGCGGUUGGCCAAAGGACGUUGACAUUUCAGACAUCGAACAAAAAAUCCGAUAUCGACGAAAACUGGAGAAAGACGACGCUUAUAUCAAACAGCUUCCACAGAUGCUUGAAGCAGCUGAAUUCUGCAUUCUUCAAAACAAUGCCGUCAAUAUUUAUGAACAUUACUUUGAAAAUUUAAAAUUGAAAGAAGCACCAAUUGCAGAAACAUGUCAGUCACGUACUUCUAAUGUUUAUAAAGAUAUUGAUAAGCCUUUGCGUCAAGUAAAUCAUUUGUCAUGGUCACCAGAUGGUGGUGUUAAGAUUGCUGUGACAUAUUGCAAUAAGAAUUUCUUAAAAAGUCAUUUAGGAUGUUCGUGUAACUCUUACAUUUGGGAUGUGGAGAAUCCAAAUCAACCUUCUUACACAUUGUCACCGAAAUCUCCUUCGAUUUGUGUUGAAUAUCAUUACAAAGAUUACAAUUUUCUCGUCAGUGGACAUGAUAAUGGACAAUGUUGUGUUUGGGAUGUUAGAGUUGGAAAAUAUCCAGUGGGAAUAACACCUAUUGAAGUAUGUCAUAGUGGAAGAGUUAAUUCAGCUCUUUGGGUUAACAGUAAGCAUGGAACAGAGUUUUUCUCUGGUGCUGUUGAUGGUCAAGUUGUUUGGUGGGAUAUGAGAAAUCUCUCCGAACAGAUUGAUUCACUUUACAUGGAUCCUAUGAGAACUGAAGAACAAAAUCGUAGCCAAUCCCAAUCGAUCAGUUUGCUUGAAUAUGAGACGACAAUUCCAUCUCGUUUCAUGGUCGGUAGUGAACAUGGCAUGUUGUUUCUUUGUAAUCGGAGAGGAAAAUCACCAAUGGAAAAAAUAGUUUCGUUGAUGCAAAUCCACACUGGCCCUGUAGCUGCUUUAAAACGUAAUCCUGGAUUCACUAAAAACUUUCUUUCUGUUGGCGAUUGGAAUGGAAAGGUUUGGUCUGAAGAUUGCAAAGAAGGGUCAUUAAUUUGGACUAAAAACCGACCAGUGCAGCUGACAGAUGGUUGCUGGUCACCAAUAAAACCUUCCUUGUUCUGCUUAAGUCGCAUUGAUGGAAACGUUGAAGUUUGGGAUCUACUGCAACAACAAGAUGAACCAGUUUUAAUAAUUCAAGUGUCAGAUUUUUCUGUGAAUUGUGUGAAUCCUCAUGAAUCUGGGAAAAUGAUUGCAUGUGGUAAUGCAGAUGGAACCAUGAGUUUAGUAGAGCUGUCAAAGUCAUUAACAGUCAGUGAUAAAAAAGACAAAGUACUUCUGAAUGAUAUGUUUGUACGUGAAAACAAACGUGAAAAACUUCUCGCCGGCAAGUUGCGAGAAAUUCAAAUUAAAAGGAAGAAGCAGCAAGAAAUUGAGUCUGCCAAAUUAAAGCCAUCAUUAAAUCAAGAGGAAGUUGAUGCAGCAGAAAAUGAUUUCUUUAAAAUGACCGCAAGUGAGCAGAAACGUAGAUAUGAGGAAGAAGUUUUAUUAGGAAAGUCUAAAUCUGAGAAAACUGUAAGAAUUUCCCGAACUUUGCCAAAUGUUGAUGAAAGAUUAUCUGCUGCUACCCCACGUUCGAGAGAAAGCAACAUUGAUGAAAACACAAAAGAAAAUGCUCAUAAUUAA